AUCUGUAUCAUUUCAGCCCCUUCGCCGCACCCACUUUGCUCUUUAUAUUUUCAUUUCUCUUUCUACCCUUCAAAUUAUAUCUAUAAUUUCGCAGACACCCUUCUCGCCUUACCUUUCCUUUCCUCUCCUUUCCUCUGCCAACUCAUCCACGCAUAUACACACACACACACACACACUUUUCUUGCAUUUGCAAUUAAUGUCUGUCAUCACACACACACACACACACACACACAAGCACAACUCACCUUCCCUUACCUUACCUUCUCUCCAUCUCUAUCUCUUCUCCGAUGCACCUUUCUAGGUUAGCAGUUGGUAUCACAUUUCUUCUCGCCUGUUUAUAAAUGCACACUCUCAAGUCUCAACCUCGAGUCUGCCCUGCCCUGCCCAUCAAGACCAAAGGCUGAGCUGUUCGGUUUGUUAUCUACUCUUUUCUAGCUGGCUUCGCUAUCGGUGGUUAUCGGUUUGCAUCUACAUCUGCUGUUUGGACAUUUGACGAAGACGAGGAAAACGACACAAGUUUCUAAAUUUAGUCUUCAUACAGCGCCGAUCUGAUGGUUAAAGUAUUGUAGUUCUUGGCUGUAUUUUCAUGUAUUGUUUGGAUCGUAAGUAUCGGUUGGGAUUCAUUUUCCUAUAUCCUUUGUGAGGUGGAUGACUUGAGGGAGAUGGGUGGGUGUGUUUCAAUUAGUAGCCGGAGUAGUUGUAGUAGCCGGAACAAUGGGGAGAGCAUGUCAUCGUCAUGCUUGUGGAUCGAUACUCUCUGGCACAAAAGAAGUAGGAGAACCUUCUCCGAUCAUGUCACUACUUUGCAUCAUCUGUCGUCAGUUCCCAACCGGAUAUUUGCUAACGGGAGGAGCGGCAGUUCGUGCAUAUUCACUCAGCAAGGCCGGAAAGGCAUCAACCAGGAUGCCAUGAUCGUAUGGGAAGAUUUUAUGGCAGAGGAUGUUACCUUUUGUGGUGUCUUCGAUGGCCACGGUCCUCAUGGCCAUUUGGUUGCUCGGAAAGUUAGGGAUACAUUGCCAUUAAAACUUUCCUCUUUCUUGAAUUCUUUUGAGUCAAAGAAGGGUGGAUCUGCGGCCAACUGUUGUAACCGAGAUGUGAAGUCGGAAGUGGUCGAUCCUGCAAAGGAUACCAUUCCUCAGGAGGAGAGAGUGGAGUCGCUGUGGCGAGAAGCUUUUCUCAAAGCAUACAAGGCUAUGGACAAAGAAUUGAGGUCCCAUCCUAAUUUGGAUUGCUUUUGCAGCGGAAGCACUGCAGUGACUAUUGUAAAACAGGGUUCGAAUCUUUUCAUGGGCAACAUCGGUGACUCCCGAGCAAUAUUGGGAUCUAAAGAUGGAAACGAAUUGAUGGUGGCGAUCCAAUUAACUGUUGAUCUAAAACCCGAUCUUCCAAAGGAGGCAGAGAGGAUAAAGCGGUGCAAGGGCAGAGUGUUUGCCUUACAAGAUGAGCCUGAAGUGCAAAGAGUUUGGUUGCCGUUUGAUGAUGCCCCGGGUUUAGCAAUGGCUCGGGCUUUUGGGGAUUUUUGUCUCAAGGAAUAUGGAGUGAUUUCCAUCCCGGAAUUCACUCACCGGACUCUCACUGACCGGGAUAAAUUUAUUGUUCUUGCUUCUGAUGGGGUUUGGGAUGUGCUGAGCAAUGAAGAAGUGGUUGAGAUCGUAUCAUCGGCUCCAUCACGGUCAUCAGCUGCCCGGAUAUUGGUCGAGUCGGCUGCCCGGGAAUGGAAAUCCAAAUACCCGACGUCCAAGAUGGACGACUGUGCAGUUGUGUGCUUGUUCCUUGACGGGAAGAUGGACGCGGAGUCUGACAUGGAAGAGCAGGGGUUCUCGUCGGCAACCCUCCAGAGCAACCACUCAGGCAAUGCUGGGGAGUCGGAUGAUGGGCAGAGCGCCGAGCCAUGUCUCCAGAGAAACUUUACUGUCAGAUCAUCGUCGGAGGAGAAGGACAACAACGAACAGCACGGGCGGGGGGAUGUUGAGGAUCAGAACUGGUCGGGAUUAGAAGGGGUGACGAGGGUGAACUCUCUGGUUCAGCUGCCCAGGUUCUCGGAAGAACGCCCACGCCCCACCACCUGACCGACCUGAGCAAUGCUUGAUUGAUUCAUUGAUGAAUUACAGGUUGUCUGAAUUAAUGUUGUUUAUGGAUGUGUUUGUUUGGAAAAAUCGAUUCAUGGUAGAGAAGAAAUUUCAUGGAAGAAUGAAUCCUUUUGUUGAAAUGUUGAAUAUUCCUUCCUUCCUUCCUUGUGCAUAUAUAUAUAUAUAUAUAUUUAUGCGUCGUUGUGUAUUUAUAUAUAUGGUCGUGUUUUUGUUUUAAUUUGUAUUCCUUUUCGUGUGUAUUUGUUUCGCUAUGGUUUUGAAAAUGGUGGAAUAUAUGAAAGUGGAUAUAGACAUUAUGAA
Messenger RNA from Andrographis paniculata, 2390 nucleotides. Its product is annotated as probable protein phosphatase 2C 52. Bases 663 to 2069 code for a protein of 468 amino acids. The transcript has 6 exons. The record is from RefSeq and is a predicted model, not a curated record. Gene Ontology annotation, molecular function: protein serine/threonine phosphatase activity. Gene Ontology annotation, biological process: protein dephosphorylation. NCBI's taxonomy places the organism in Eukaryota, Viridiplantae, Streptophyta, Magnoliopsida, Lamiales, Acanthaceae.